UAGUAGAUGGCAGACACCAACCUACGACUACGAGUCUGAUUUUAUAAACAAAUAUAAACCUGAAAAUAACGAGUAUAAAGAUGUUUACUGGUAAAAAAUCUCAACAAGACAAGCCUGAAGAAACGCAAAAUGUAUCUGUUGCUACAACUACAUCUUCCGAAUUUGAUGGAUCCAAACAGACAGGACCUCAACAAAACCCAUUUUCCAGACCAUUUGGCUUCUCAAAUCCUGGGUAUUGGCCAUCUUCCUUCUCCAGCACAGCUACUCAAGGAAAUGUAAACAAAACUUCAUCUGUUCUGCUUCGUCCCUCUUCCAUGACAUUUACUUCUGCUGAAAAUCUGUCAGACCAGUCUAAACAAUCAUUGUUUACUAGCCCUCCACAAGAUACUACCUUAAAAAGUCCUGGUGACAGGAAUGUUAAACAACCAUCAAGUAUUUUAUUUGGAACUCCAUCAUCAACAAGCAGUUUUUUAAAGAAAAGUACUGCUUCACAAGAUGUUAAAAGUAAUCUAAAAUCAAGCUUUUCUUUCUCUGAUGCAAUGCAUAAAACUACCCAAAAAUCUGACACCAAGGGUUUUUCAUUUAGUACUCAUUUUCAACAGGCACAAACAGAAGGUUUUAACACUAGAAGAGAGAGUAAAAUGACUGAGGAUACUUUUGCUUAUCAGCCAAGCUCUUCUGUAUUCAAAACUCACUACAAAGAUUCAGCUCAGAAACCUUUAGAGCCUUCAGCAGAAGGAUUUUCUUUUAUCGCAGCAAAUCAAAUAAUGCAAAAUAAGAUUGAUUGUUCAGACGAAGAACAAAAGCCAGUUACAUCGAAACGUCCACAGUUAGUCCGAAGUGGACUGUUUGGUAGUGCAGUAAAAGCUGCUACGUCGCCUGUUAAACAAGUUUCUCCCAGACAAAAAGAACAUCAUCAUCAAUUAGGUAAAAUUGACUUGUUCUAG
Molecule: messenger RNA, 947 nt
Organism: Limulus polyphemus (Atlantic horseshoe crab)
Lineage: Eukaryota; Metazoa; Arthropoda; Merostomata; Xiphosura; Limulidae
Exons: 2
Coding region: 81-947 (288 amino acids)
Source: RefSeq, a predicted model, not a curated record